Messenger RNA from Maylandia zebra (zebra mbuna), 3877 nucleotides. RefSeq names its product coiled-coil domain containing 73 (gene ccdc73). The record is from RefSeq and is a predicted model, not a curated record. Lineage: Eukaryota; Metazoa; Chordata; Actinopteri; Cichliformes; Cichlidae.
CUUCCUGUAGUUCGCCAUCUUGCUUGCUUUGCUAAUUGCUAAAGGCAGAAGAGGCCCAGUGGGACCUUUGGCUGCCCUGAAACGACUCGAUGGAUGUUAGCACAGAGUCUGAGACACUUCCCACCCACACCACUUUUGGAGAAGAUGUGUUGGAACAUGAGCUGAAUCUUUCCAGCUCACACUGUCAGACGGAGAGUGGGGGGAACAUCUUACUACAGCUGCUGGAAUUCAAAACCAAUCUGCUCGAAGCCGUACAGGAGCUGCAUAUUCGGAGGGAUGCAGAAACCCGCUUUGAGGAUCAGAUCAGUAAGCUGGUGUUGGAGAAGCAGGAGAUGGAAUGGGAGAAGGAAUCCCUACAGCAUCGAAUUGAAUCUGUGACAAAGCAACACACUGAGUCACUCACAAAUCUUAAGAAACAGUUUCAGGCCAAAUUAAGAAACACAGAGGAGGAAAAGGGGAAAUAUCAGGUCAUUGCUGAGUUAAAAGACAAGGAGAUUAACAACUUAAAGGAAGAGCUGAAGUCACUGCAGUUGCUGAAGUACAACUUGGAGAAGAAAUCAAGUGAGCUGGAACAGAAACUGGCCUUACAGAGCCGGACAAAGGACGGCCACCUGAGCCAACUGGGAGAGGUGGAGAAAAGAUUCAGUGCCUUGUCCAGGCAGUGUGCCAUGGUCAAGCAGGCCCAUGACAACCUGGAGCAGAAUGUUGAUGAAGCCAUGAGAAUAAACAAGAAACUGACUUCUGCUAAUGAAAAACAAGCAGCAACCAUUGUGUCACUAAAGAAGGAGUUGGAUGAAGUCAGUAAUGAGCUCAGCAAGGCCAAGAUGACUUCAGUUAGACCGGCCAAACCCUACAGUCCCACAGGCAGAGAGCAGCAUAUACAGCAGCUGCACCAGAAGCUGAAGCUGGAAACUGAAAUGAACAAGAAGCUAAGGGAGGAAAAUGCAACUGAACUAGCAGAAAAGCAGGAGGUGAUACGGUCUCUGCAGCACACCCAGCAGCUGUUGCUGAGUCAGACGCAGACAGUGAGGAGAGUAGAGUUGGAGCUACAGACACAAAGACAGACGUGCGAGGCCCUUAAACAGGAACAUGAGGUGAUGGGAGAGCAAAGCAAGGCAAUGGAAGACAAGGUGGCCCAACUGAUGGAGAGCUAUGCUGCUUCCAAGACCAGCUGGGACAAAGAGAAGACGAAGUUUCUGGAUCACCUCAAGACACAGCAAGAAGCCCUUCAAGCACUGAAAGAGGCUUAUGAUGAUCUUCAUCAGAAACACGCUGAGCUGUCCUUACAGGCCAAAUCACAUGAACAGCACAUACAUGAAAUGGAGGUAAGAGACAGCAGCCAGACACUCAGUGUUUCUACCCAUCCCACCUCUGUGGAGGAAGUUAGAGGCGAGGAAUCUGUAAGUGAACGCAUCUCCAGAUCUAAGCUUCCCGGCUUUGGCAGUCUGCAGCACUCGGUCUCCUCUCAGGCCAAAAUUCCAGACCGUUUAGAGGACACAGCAACUGGAACUAUGAUACUUGCCACUGCAGAAACUGAAGGUCAAAAAGUCCCAAAACAACAGUCACAAACAAUAAAAGAGCCUUUAAGCCACCUAAAAAUGCCCAGUUGUCCACUUACCAUGAAUUUCAGCUCGUGUACUUUUUCUGGGACAGGAGCCACAGAGGCCAUAACAUUGAACAAAGGGGUUAACAACUCGAAAAGUGAACACAACCCUGAUGUGCUUUCAGAUCUAACUAAUACUGCUCUCUCUGUGUCUGAUGAUGAUACCCACUUUAUCAGAGGUUGCUCUGCGAGUAGUAUAACUGCAUCGAACUCCGAUUACAGCUCUCUCGGUGAAUCUGCAGAUUUACCAACAAACAUGAAAAAUAAAGGAGACGACACAGGAAUGAAUGAGAAAGAACAUGAGGAGAAGGACAGCGGGAAACAAGGAAAUAGCCAUAGAGAAGAAGAGGAGAAAAAUACAGGACAGCUGAGGAAUAGGGAAGACGAUCAAGGAGAAGAUGUGAAGGAGGGAGGACGUGCUGGAGAAAAGAGAGGAACAGCCAUGGCACAAACAACAGAUAGAAGAAACAGGCGAGAGGACAGUGAGGGGUCAGCAAAGGAUGCUGGAACAGAAACAAAAGAUAGAGCGGAUGGAGCGAAGGAGAGAGAAAAGACAGCAGUGCAGACACCACAAACACAGAUACGAGCCCAGACGAUCACUGAUAUGACUGCUGAAAAGAGCCACACACUGCAGGUCAUUGACUUCAUGGGCGCUGAGCCGCCUGUGGAUGUCUGUAAACCCUCAGACUUCACACAAAGUCUCUGUCAGAAAGUCAGUGAAAAGGAUGCUGAAUGCAAACAUUUGAAGAUCCAUGGUGAGACUGGAAGAGAUGGAGAACAUCAAAGUGUUAGCUCUGAACAACAGGAAGUUUCAAAUUUGUGUCAAAACGAGGUCCAAAGCUCAGACGGAGACACAGGAUCACUAAGUCAGCCUCCCACCAAAAAAGCAGGGGAGCUUUCUGCUGGACUUUCUGAACACCUGAAGCAGUCAAGUACCUCACAGACAGACGAUGCCGCAUCAGCUGGUCACUCAUAUGGUUUUCACAGCGCUGAAAACUUGGGAUCAUGUCAGACACAUACAGAAACACGUACUCCUUCUGACGUUAUUUCAGAUAUGACGCAAACAGAUGAAAUCUUUGAUGUACCUGUGAGUGAAAAACUGGCAGAACCUGAGCAGCUGCUGGAAAGCUUAGAGCAGAAAGAUGGGCAGCGGAAGUCUGUGGUAACUGUUGAAGGAAAGGGUGAUCCAAGUGUAGAGAACAGAAGAAAAGAUGAAUCAAGUGUAGAUACGAAUGUCUAUCAAACACCUAUGGAAGAAUCCCACUUAAAAGAUGGCAAUGUUAAUAUUACGAUGGGUGCCAUAACCCUUGAUUCUGAGGUGAAAAGUGAGCAUAUAAAGGACACAGAAGAUACAAAGAAGACUAAAAGUGAAACAGAUCCGAAGCUGCCACUCGUUACAAGUCUGGGUCACAAGCAGCCUGAGUUAGGAGAGAAGCUGCUGAGUGAUUGUGGCAAGUCGUCUCUGCCCAGCAAAAAGACUUACAGGCCAUUAUUUGAGUGGGCCGCUCCCGAGAGAAGAAAGUCAAACUCCAGAACAAAGUCAGAUGUCACCAUAGCGCACCAGCCAAUCCAGGGAUCUUCUCUGUCUGAGCAGAAUACAACUGCUGGAUUCCCAGGACAUCCUGCCAGCACAAUAAUACCCAAGCCCCUCAAAAGCAAACACGACAAUGUCCCCUUGGUGAUUAUGAGGGCGUCAGACCUGUUGAAUGCCUCCAGUGUCUGUGGGACCGCACCUUCCCUGAGGAGAAAGCAGCAGGGACUCUGGGAAGCAGUGCAGGAGACCUGCAGAGAGAGAACAGCAGCAGAUACGGAUGGCAGAGCUCCUCCGCCAAGCUGUUCUUUUCCAGCCUCCAGCACAGGCAGCAAACUGUCAUGGCAAACCACUGCAGAGUGUAGCAGAGCUCCUACCUUAGCUGCAGGACCUAGUUCAGAGUCCAACUGGGAACUCUCCUGCUCCCAGGAGAGGGACGAUCAACAGGAAUCAUUCAGGGCGCAGAUCUCAAAAAUCGAACAGUUCCUCAAGACAGAGAGACUCCGUCUGUCCAAAAGACAACAAACUGAACCAAAUCUGUAGAAACUGCUGGUCGUCUUUAUUCGCUGUCCUAGGUGAGACAUUGUGUGGCACACGUUUGACAGUUAUUGUUAGCGCAGGUCUAAAUGUUCUGAAACAUAAUUGCUUUUUAAUAUAUACAUGUGUUACUGAUUCCUUUGAACUGUAUAGUUUCUUCUAACAUUGCUGUUUGAAGUUUAAAGUUUUUUGGGUCAAAUCAUUAA